Molecule: messenger RNA, 3945 nt
Organism: Orbicella faveolata
Lineage: Eukaryota; Metazoa; Cnidaria; Anthozoa; Scleractinia; Merulinidae
Molecular function (GO): ATP binding; ATP hydrolysis activity; RNA binding
Source: RefSeq, a predicted model, not a curated record
UAGUAGGACAAAAAAAAAAAGAAAUCAAAUAUUUUCACAAAGAUUACAUUGUCCCUCAAAGCUUCUUCUUUAAAAAUAUUUAUUCUUUAAAAUGUACCUUUACUGAUCUUUUAAUAAUCGCAGAAUAGAAGAGAAGCUAUUUUAUUAUUUAACACAGACCCAUUUAAUACAUAAUUUGCUAACACUUACACCUCCCCAGGGAGGUCAAAUGUUCAAUAGUCACCAGCUUACCUCCGCUUUGUAGCCUGGAGGGUAGCAACGCCUGGUAGAAAAUUACACAUGUGUGUGUGCUCGCCUGAAUCCGGGUGAAUCUUUUUCGGCAUUUCAGUGAGAGUAAUCGCUUUACAUUCCUUGAUGCAAUCUGUCAUUUUAAAAAGAUUCGGUAUCCAGCAGCUCUUACGGAACAACUUACAUCUAAGACAUGUAAAUUGCGCGCGUUGUUUUGCCUCAAAUAGCUCAAAGCAACCCAAAGAGGACGAAACUCUCAAUGGUUUAUCAGAUGUUAAAAGGACACAUUUUAAGCUUAGAAAGAAAACAAAGAAACAUGGCCCAGAUACUGAUUUUAUGCAGUUGUGGAGUACUUCAGAAGGCUACAUUCAAACUAUGUACAAGGAAGCAAAGACAGGAACGAAAAAACCCAUGCGAAAUACAUUUUGGACUCAAAAUGUAAGCACACUACCCCUAGCCAGUGAACUGACGGAGGAAGAAAGAGAGGAACUUCUUGAAGAUGACUGGUCAGUGGAUUUCAGAAUCCCCGAAGCGGGGGAUUUUGCAAGUUUAACCCCAGUGUACAAGUCAUUGACAGAAGAGGAAGGUGAAGAAAUUCUGGAAAGAAAAGGUAAUGAACUUGAGAGGGAAGAAGACAAGUAUGCAAAGAAAGAAUCUGAUGCUGUUGACACUUCAAAAAUCGUAUCCUUUCAAGACUUUGAUCUUCAUCCAAAACUUGUUGAGAAACUAAAUAGAGAUGGUAUUACCAUGCCAACAGCCAUCCAGAAACAAGCAAUUCCACUGAUCUUUAAAAGAAAGAGUCUCCUAAUUCAGUCAGAGACAGGAUCUGGUAAAACACUGGUGUUUUUGUUGCCUGCUCUUCAAUUUCCUGGAAAGGCAUUUGGUACAGUGAUUAUUGUACCCACUAGAGAAUUGGCCAGUCAAUUGCUGUUUGAGACACGUCGUCUUCUUGGAGACAAAACUAUUGUGGAGUCUUUUGUGAGUGGUAUUGAUCUGAGUAAACAGGAAGCAAGAUUGAAAGACAACAAAAGAAAACCUUUGAUAGUCAUUGGGACUGCAAAGAAGAUCCUUGAAAUCGUCGACAAGGAUCCCUCUCUUGUACAGCACACAAAAACUAUCGUGAUUGAUGAAGUAGACAAAGUUCUUUUGCCGCUUCAUAGAAAGACUCCAUUUAAGAAGCUAACCCACCGAGAGAACCAUCCCAGACCAGCAAAAUUGUUAGUGGAGAAGAUCCUUAAGACCUCUAAAGUCAAACCAAUUCAGCUUAUUGGAGCUUCUGCAACUGUGAAUGAUGAACUCAAAGAAGACCUAAUAGAACUUGGUUGGGGAGACCAUGUGACAGUCAUACAGUCUCCGUCUCUUGAAGGAAAACAUCGUAAUGUUCCGCCAUGCAUUAAGCACCAGUAUGUCAUUUGUGAUCACUCACUUGGUAUUACCAAAGCUGAGGCUCUCGCCAGAAUUUUCAUGGAUUCAGGCCAGAAGUCAGCCCUGGUGUUUAUUCAUCGUCUCCAAUCAGUCGACAGUUUUGUCUGGGAGUUAAAAGAGCUAGGCAUAAAUGCCAUCGCUCUCUACAAACAAGUUGCUAAUCAAGAUCAUGAAGAGUAUAAAAAAUUCCUUACUGACUUUCGGACUGGGAAAAUAAAUGUUGUGGUUGGCACAGAGGAAACUGUCAGGGGUCUGGAUUUUAAAGAGCUGAACCAUGUUUAUUUGACGGAAGUCGCAAAGAAUAUUGAUGAGUACUUACAUCUUGCUGGGAGGGUAGGACGGCAGGGGAGGCCUGGCACUGCUACGACAUUGGUAUCCACAAAAGACCCAAGAGAAGAGAUAAGGAUGAAACUGGAAUAUCGCAGGCUUCAGUUACCCUUUGAACAGAUCAUUUUGUAAAUGACUUUUUAAUUAAAUAAGCUUUGUGCAAAAAAUUAGCCAGGUGUUAGCAGGCAUCUGUUUUCGGAAAUGCAAGAGUUGAGAUCUUACCUGAAAUAUUUUGAACUGAUCUUAAUCUGAAUAGGCCACUGUUUUGUCCAUUAAAUGGCUUUGAUCCUGUUUUUGUAAUAAUAUCAGAACAGCUACAUUUAUCGGUGUGAAAUAUUCUUGGACGAGUCUUAAAUCUCUCUCUCCUGCUCUCAAGCAAUUCAGUUUUUUUAGGCUAUGAGAAUACAGUUGAACUGCAGCUAAUGGACCAGUUUCCUAGGAAAAGGUACCGCCAAUGUCUGGACACUUAGUCAUUGUCCCAGCUACAUGCAAACACCGAAUUAUUUUGUAACCUCACAUAAGAGAAGUCUCUGUUAACAGUCAGUAGGUCAAGUCCUAAGGGUGUUCACUUUCAGGUUUCUCAGAAAUUGAAAGUACUCUUAGUAUUCUUGAUAGCUGAAGUCAUGUACAAGUGUCUGCUUGCAGCAAAAAAAGAUAAAAAAAUGAAAUUAAAUGAAAUAAUACAUUAGUUGACCAGACAAGACAAUUUGAAUUUCGCAUCCAGAAGCAAAUGUGGCCAUGUUGCCCAGGGUUGAAUUUUCCUCACUUAGGCCUAUUCAAAUGCUCUGGGUGUUAGGACAUUAUUUUUAUUUAACUUAAUUACAUGUCUUUGCUGUAAAGAAUUCCCCAUUGUGGUAGUUCACAAAACUCUUCAAGGUUUUAUAGCAAAAUUGAUUUAUUAAAAAACUGUAAGCUAGAUAUAACUGCUGUGGUAUUACUGAACAGAUGUAAACUACUACAUUACUCAAUUUUAUUAUCCUCUGUUUAAAAAGUUAACAGUAAAUUCUAAGAAAGAAACAGUCUUGUUUUGCUAAUAGGCAUUUGAAAUUACUGCUCUGUCACCAUUUGCACAUGGCCCAGAAAAUUUCUAUGUAAUACGACACAUGGAGCUUUAAGACUAAUAAAAAGUAGCAAUGCAUCCAGGACAAAAGCUCACACUACCAUAUGUAAAAAUUAAUUUUUCUUUCUGCAAUCCACACACUAACAAAUUGUACAAAAGCAACAAUUCUAUUGUGUUCGUUGUUAUGACAAACAUAAAGGUCCCAGAUAAAUUUUGAGGAGUAGCUGUUAUUGUAGUUGAGUCUGUGGUCAAAUAUUCUUUGUUUAGAAGGUUUAGAAAUGAGGCAUGAGGGUCAGCACAAAGCAGUAUUGACCCUUCUGCCUGGUUUGUAUGUCAAACCACUGAUAAUUGCAAUAAAAGCAAUUGUAUCGAAUCAACAGAUUCAUGAAAGAGCUUGACAGAAACUUUUUGGGAAAGCUAGCCAGUGUUAACAGGUUUCUACGAGUAAUGCCCCUUUCUUUUUUGGAUAACUGGACUUGCCCAAUAAGUGAUUACGUGGUACUGACAACCAAAACAAUAAGACUGAUGCAUAAUUAUUAAGCAACUAGGUGUGUCUGUGCCUGUGUUUGCUGCAACAGUUUACUGUAGUGGUAAUGAUAAAGGCUUGGUUGUCUAGGUUCAAUGGGAACUUAGUAACUUCAAUGAUGCUGUCACUGCCUACUCUUAUCAAUUUCUUAAAAGAUUGUUAAAUGUACAGUCCAGUUUAUUCUGAUCAUUACCGUUCUGGGGCUACAAAAUGCUACAUUUAUUUGGCUUUACCGAACAAUUAGUUUCUUGAUGCUAAUAUCACUUGGUAACCUUGAAUUGUCAAAUGCACAACAUUGGAAAACACGCCUACAUGUACAUCGCUAGUUUCUGAGCUAUUCAUCACAGCACAGGCACGAACUAACCAUGCACAAAUAAAA